AAAAAUGGGAAUAUCUCGAUUUUUUACAAAUUUUCCACCAAAAUGCAAACUAGCGCCGAAUGCAGCGAAAGAUUAACGAUCCGGAAACCCCCCAAGCCGAUACCAUGUUCGGAAACUGAAAUGCUACGUUCAAAGGGAUAUAUUUUAAGGAAUACAAUCGGACAAGGGACGUAUAGUAAAGUAAAGCGUGCUUGCUCUAUUGCCAUGAAAAGAGACAUCGCCAUUAAGAUCAUUUCCCGCGAUGACGCGCCAGAAGUAUUUAGAAAAAAGUUCCUCCCGCGCGAAGUAGAAGUUCUUUCAAUACUAGAACAUCCGUCGAUUGUUAAAGUGUUCGAGAUCUUCGAGACAAAGAACCCGGCUCGUCUGUAUAUUGUAACAGAGUAUUUUCAUAAUGGAGAUUUACUGGAUCACGUUAAGUCGAAAGGAAGCAUGGACGAGAUGGUAGCGCGGCCUGUCAUUGCUGACGUAUGCAGAGCAGGUUCCUACCUCCAUCAUAACAACAUCUCCCACCGAGACAUCAAAUGUGAGAAUAUCCUUUUACACGUUGUACCUGGAUGCAAAGGAGCGGCUUACCAGGCCAAAUUAUGCGACUUUGGCUUCGCGAGGAGGUUUCCUACAAGAACGAGUAAAGACCACGCGCAACUCGGUGGGCAGGGUUGGCUGUCCAACACAUUCUGUGGAUCUGCCGCUUACGCCUCACCCGAAAUAUUGGAACGAAAGCUUCACAACCCUAUGAGCGCCGAUGUUUGGGCAACUGGCGUCGUCGUGUUCAUCACUGUGUUUGGAGCUAUGCCGUUCGAUGAUACCGAUAUAAGAACCAUGGUAAAGAUGCAAAAGCGAGGUGACGUCACACACCACCGCUCCAACAAAGUGAGCGUCAUAGCUAGUGAGCUCAUUGGCAGUAUAUUACGUCCUCACCCACGUCAUCGACCCACCAUGCAAGGAAUAUUACGUCACAGAUGGUUUCAUGCGGAUCUUACACCCGGACUUCAACAUCAAGUUUGA
Messenger RNA from Ciona intestinalis (vase tunicate), 1005 nucleotides. Lineage: Eukaryota; Metazoa; Chordata; Ascidiacea; Phlebobranchia; Cionidae. The record is from RefSeq and is a predicted model, not a curated record.